This is a messenger RNA of Trachymyrmex cornetzi, 730 nucleotides long. RefSeq names its product odorant receptor 85c-like. Gene Ontology annotation, biological process: detection of chemical stimulus involved in sensory perception of smell; sensory perception of smell. The record is from RefSeq and is a predicted model, not a curated record. The transcript is spliced from 5 exons. The coding region runs from base 2 to 730 and encodes 242 amino acids. Gene Ontology annotation, cellular component: plasma membrane. Gene Ontology annotation, molecular function: olfactory receptor activity; odorant binding. NCBI's taxonomy places the organism in Eukaryota, Metazoa, Arthropoda, Insecta, Hymenoptera, Formicidae.
CAUGGGUAAGAUUACAGAGAGAAAUAGUAAUCUGACGUACCAGCCAUUGGUGUAUCCGGUCGCAAGAAUGAUCGCCGACACGCGUCACAGUCCAAUUAACGAGAUUUUCUUUUGGACUCAAUUCGCGUCAGGUAUCAUUUCCCAAACCGUCGCGACUGCUGCCUGUAGUUUGACUGCCGUUUUGGCAGUACACGCUUAUGGCCGUCUGAAGGUUCUCAUGCAGUGGAUUGUGCAUUUAGUGGACGGGAGAGAAGAUUUUUCUAAUAACGUGGACGAGCGGCUGGCUAUAAUUAUGCAAGAACAUGUGCGAAUUUUGUAUUUUAUAAAGUUAACAGAAAAAGUAUUGCACCAAGUAUCUCUUGUGGAAGUUUUAGGAUGUACGUUUAAUAUAUGUUUUCUUGGAUAUUACACAAUUAUGGAAUGGAAAGGCGGCUUUGCAAUAACAUACAUUAUUCUGCUUAUGAAUUUCGUCUUCAAUCUUUUCGUAUUUUGUUACAUAGGUGAACUUGUUGCCGAGCAAUGCAAGAGGGUUAGUGAAACAUCAUACAUGAUCGAUUGGCAUCGUCUACCAGGAAGGAAAGCUUUGGCUAUUGUAUUAAUGAUUGCGAUGUCCAAUUCAUCAAUUAAACUUACUGCUGGGCAUAUCAUUGAGUUAUCUAUGAGCAGUUUCGCUGAUGUGAUGAAGACAUCAGUUGCCUAUUUAAAUAUGUUACGUACACUAACUACUUAA